Messenger RNA from Pectinophora gossypiella (pink bollworm), 1284 nucleotides. RefSeq lists its product as uncharacterized. The coding region runs from base 1 to 1284 and encodes 427 amino acids. The transcript has a single exon. The record is from RefSeq and is a predicted model, not a curated record. NCBI's taxonomy places the organism in Eukaryota, Metazoa, Arthropoda, Insecta, Lepidoptera, Gelechiidae.
AUGUUUCGGUGCAUUGCUUUAAAUCCUACUCAUGCCUCAUUACAGAACAUCCUGUGGAGAGAGGAUCCCAACCAGGAGAUCAAAUGCAUUCAGCUGACCACCGUCACCUACGGUCUCAAAAGCUCCAGCUUCCUCGCGACGCGGUGCCUGUAUGAGCUCGCAGAUAUGCAUGAGGGGGAGCUACCUCUUGCUUCCUAUAUUUUAAAAAAUUGUACAUAUGUUGAUGACAUAUUGUAUGCAAACUUUGAUCUGAAUACUACAAUAGAAGCUAAAAAUCAAGUAACACAAUUGUUAGAAAGGGGUAGCUUUCACACACAUAAAUGGGCGUCCAAUGUUCCUCAAAUUCUGCAAAAUAUCCCAGAAAAUGAGCAACAAUUUGAUAAUAUUGACUUUGAAAAAGAUAAUUUCAAUUUAAAAACAUUGGGCAUUAACUAUAAUGUAAAAGAUGACUGCUUUAUCAUAACCUGUCCCACAAAGUUCGGUGACAGGCCUGUAACUAAACGAGAAGUUCUCAGUUUCAUAUCAAAGUUUUAUGAUCCCCCUGGGUUUGUAGCCCCAAUAAUAAUAACUGCAAAGAGCUUCAUACAGACACUGUGGGCUGCGAAUAUCAGUUGGGAUUCUCCCUUGACAGGUGAUCUGAGGGAAAAAUGGUUGUUGUUUGUUAAAAGCUUAGAUAGCAUGGCACCUAUUACUUUGCAAAGAAAUAUAAAUACUUCACAUGCAUCGUCAACACAGCUCAUUGGGUUUGCUGAUGCUUCCAGCACGACGGCUUACGGCUGCUGCAUUUAUUUGAGAGUGAUACAUGAAGGUAAUGCACGCUUAUACUUACUUUGCUCCAAGUCCCGUGUUAACCCGCUUAACAAGCCACUAACUGUGCCCCGACUGGAACUGAAUGCUGUACUACUGCUGGCCAAGUUAAUGGUAAAAGUACAUAAAGCUAUUAGCACAAAAAUAACAGUGGAUAAUACUUACUUGUUUACUGACUCAAAAAUAGUCCUAGCGUGGAUUGGCACACAGAUAACGCAGCUUAACGCUUAUGUGGCAAACAGAGUCCAAGUUGUAGCACAGUUAACGGCCGGGUGGACUUGGCACUACGUCCCUACUCAUGACAACCCUGCGGACUGCAUCACGCGCGGCGUGACUCCCCAGGAGCUUGCGGGCAACACCUUGUGGUGGCGCGGCCCUACAUUCCUGCGAAAUCAUGAGUAUAGGUUUGAUGAAAGGUUAUUUUUAGCUAUCAAGACAACAGGGGAAGCCUGUUCCGGCACGUUGGCGUUCGUGUAA